Molecule: messenger RNA, 1218 nt
Organism: Ascochyta rabiei
Lineage: Eukaryota; Fungi; Ascomycota; Dothideomycetes; Pleosporales; Didymellaceae
Product: putative mannosyltransferase ktr4
Exons: 3
Coding region: 1-1218 (405 amino acids)
Biological process (GO): protein O-linked glycosylation; protein N-linked glycosylation; cell wall mannoprotein biosynthetic process
Cellular component (GO): Golgi apparatus; membrane
Molecular function (GO): alpha-1,2-mannosyltransferase activity
Source: RefSeq, a predicted model, not a curated record
AUGGCGCUGCCAAAGAGCAUGCGCUACCUGGCAGGUGCCACGAUAUGCGUCUUCGUCUUCCUGUUCGUGCAGAUACUGAAAGCUCCCUCUGCAGGUGAGCUGGAGGCCCCGAACAAAGUCCCGAACACAGUCCCGCUGUCGAAAGAAGGUCAGUGGGACCAUGACCCACAACUGGAUCCCUCGGGCGAGCCUCCAGAGCCUUUACGACGGGUCGAUGGGAACAACUAUGCGCCGAACAACCCAAACAGCGCACGCAUCAACGCCACGAUCCUGAGCCUGGUCCGCAAUGAGGAGAUUCACGACAUGCUCCAAAGCAUGCACGAUCUCGAAAGGACGUGGAACCACAAGUUCAACUAUCCAUGGACCUUCUUCAACGACAAGCCGUUUACAGAAGAGUUCAAGGCGAAGACACGGGCAGCUACCAAGGCGGAAGUGCGAUAUGAGCUCGUCCCUGCCGAACACUGGGACGUACCCUCCUGGAUCAACGAAGACCUCUACCGGGAGUCCGUCUCCCUUCUGACAGCGCAGAAAGUACAGUACAUGGAGAAACGGUCGUAUCACCAGAUGUGUAGGUGGAACAGCGGCCUGUUCAGCGAGCAUCCCGCGCUGAAAGACGUGCAAUACUACUGGCGAGUCGAGCCCAACGUCCACUUCUUCUGCGACGUCGACUACGAUGUAUUUGCGUGGAUGCAGGAUCACAACAAGACCUACGGUUUCAACAUCAACAUCUACGAUAGUGCUGAGAGCGUUGCCACCCUGUGGCCCGAGACGAAAAAGUUUUUGCACGACCACCCAGACUAUGUGCAUCCGAACAACGCGCGCGAAUGGCUGGAGGACGGGAACAGGAGACCUGAAAAUAACAAGAAGGCGAACGGAUACUCGACCUGCCACUUCUGGUCGAACUUCGAGGUCGGCGACUUGAGCUUCUGGCGCAGCAAGAAGUAUCGCGAGUACUUCGAUCACCUCGACCGCGCUGGUGGCUUCUUCUACGAGCGUUGGGGUGAUGCGCCUGUGCAUAGCGUUGCCCUAGGGCUGUUCGAGGAUAAGAGCAAGAUCCAUUGGUUCCGUGACAUCGGCUACCAGCACAUUCCUUUCUUCAACUGCCCCAACAGUCCCAAAUGCAAGGGCUGCGUCAUGGGCCGCUUUACCGAUGGCGCGCAGUGGCUCAACCGAGAGGACUGUCGCCCACUGUGGUUCAAGUACGUCGGGAUGGACUGA